GUUGCCAUGGUGAUGGCUGUGCAGGACAACAUGGUGCAGGUGGUGGUGCGGGUGCGACCCCCCACCCCUCGGGAGUUGGAGAGUCAGCGGUGGCCUGUGGUUCAAGUGGUGGACGAGCGGGUGCUGGUGUUUGACCCUGAGGAACCUGAUGGGGGCCUCAAAUGGGGUGGUACCCAUGACGGCCCCAAGAAGAAGGGCAAGGACCUGACAUUUGUCUUCGACCGGGUCUUUGGUGAGAAGGCCACCCAACAGGACAUGUUCCAGCACACCACGUGCAGAAUCCUGGACAGCUUCCUCCAGGGCUACAACUGUUCAGUGUUUGCCUAUGGGGCUACUGGGGCUGGGAAGACACACACCAUGCUGGGAAAGGAGGGGGACCCUGGCAUCGUGUACCUGACCACCAUGGAACUGUACAGGCGUUUUGAGGCCUGCCAGGAGGAGAAGCAAUUCGAGGUGCUCAUCAGCUACCUGGAGGUGUACAAUGAACAGAUCCAUGACCUCCUGGAGCCCAAGGGACCCCUAAUCAUCCGCGAGGACCCUGACAAGGGUGUGGUGGUGCAAGGACUUUCUUUCCACCAGCCAGCCUCAGCUGAGCAGCUACUGAAGAUGCUGACCAGGGGGAACCACAACCGCACCGAGCACCCCACAGAUGCCAAUGCUGCUUCCUCCCGUUCCCAUGCCAUCUUCCAGAUCUUUGUGAAGAAACAGGACCGAGUCCCAGGACUCACUCAGGCCCUGCAGGUUGCCAAGAUGAGCCUGAUUGACCUGGCUGGCUCAGAGCGGUCAUCCAGCAGCAGUGCCAAGGGGGAGCGACUGCGGGAGGGUGCCAACAUCAACCGUUCUCUGCUGGCCCUCAUCAAUGUCCUCAAUGCCCUGGUGGAUGCAAAGGGCCGCAAGUCUCACGUGCCCUACCGAGACAGCAAACUGACCCGCCUGCUGAAGGACUCCAUUGGGGGCAACUGCCGCACAGUGAUGAUUGCUGCCAUCAGCCCCUCUAGCCUGGCCUACAAGGACACUUACAACACCCUCAAAUAUGCUGACCGGGCCAAAGAGAUCAGACUCACGCUGAAGAGCAACGUGGUCAGUCUAGACUGUCACAUCAGCCAGUAUGCCACCAUCUGCCAACAGCUCCAGGCUGAGGUGGCCUCCCUAAGGAAGAAGCUUCAAGCGUAUGAGGCAGGAGCCCAGGCCCCACAGCAGGGCUUCCCACAGCCCCCCAAGUUGAGCCCUCAACAGCAACACCUUCCUAGCUCCCCUUUACUGUCCCGUCCCCGCAGCCAGCCCUGGACCCCAAAACUCCACAUGGGUUCUGGAGAUCUUCAAGCGGGGAACCUGGGGACAGAGGCCCAGGAACAGAGGGUCAUAGAAGAAAGCUCUUUAGACCAGGAGCAGAUCCCAGAGGAUAAGGAUGAAGACCCUACUGAGGUUCCAACCCAGACACUGGAGCAGAACCUCAGACCCCCACUGUCAGAGUCUGCUGGUCUGACCCUGCAGCCUAAGCCAGUGGCCAGCCACCUAUCACCACAGAACCUGGAUGAGGAUCGUUAUAAGCACUUGGCCCUACAGGUGCUGUGCCUGGCCCAGAAACAGUAUUCCCUGCUGCAGGCAGCCAACCUCCUGACCCCUGACAUGAUUACUGAGUUCGAGACCCUGCAGCAGCUGGUGCAAAAAGAGAAAGCUGAGCCUGGAGACAAGACCUCCAGGACUCCUGGCCAGGCUGGGAGGGCCUCCCUGAUGCAGGAGCUGUGUUCAGCCUCAAAGUCUCCAGGGUACUGUGGCCCUGUGAAAACAAUGACAAGAAGAUUGAGUGGCCUCAUGCACACUCUGGGGAUCCCACCUGAGCCUGAUUGCACCCCAGCCUCAGCAUCUCGAUAGCCCACAGAGAAGAAGAGAAAGAGCACAAGCCUCACAGAGCCAGACAGUCCCCUAGCCCCAAAGCUGCUGACCAAGCGCCAGUGA
This is a messenger RNA of Marmota flaviventris (yellow-bellied marmot), 1959 nucleotides long. RefSeq names its product kinesin-like protein KIF18B. Gene Ontology annotation, molecular function: microtubule motor activity; ATP binding; microtubule binding. NCBI's taxonomy places the organism in Eukaryota, Metazoa, Chordata, Mammalia, Rodentia, Sciuridae. The record is from RefSeq and is a predicted model, not a curated record. Gene Ontology annotation, biological process: microtubule-based movement.